UUGCCCUCCUCAGCCGGAGUGAAUCGGGAAGGAGGCGAGAGGAACGGAACAGCAAAUAAAACACGAAAAAAGCGACUAUCCGCACAGGACUGGGGUCUAGAAGUGAACAGGACAACAAAAAUGGCGAGUCCAGGAAAAGACAGUUAUCGAAUGAAAAGCUACAAGAACAAGGCCCUGAACCCGCAGGAGAUGAGAAGACGGAGGGAGGAAGAGGGCAUCCAGCUGCGGAAACAGAAGAGAGAAGAACAGCUGUUCAAGAGGAGGAAUGUUUAUGUGCCGCCGGGUGAUGAGUCCAUGUUAGAGUGCCCCAUUCAGGAUCCUGACGUCAGCUCCACUGUCCCCAUAUCAGGAGAGGUAGUUAUAACUCAAGACAUGGUUCAGAUGAUCUUCUCUGAGGACCCAGACCAGCAGCUUCUAGCAACCCAGAGGUUCAGAAAAUUACUCUCCAAAGAGCCCAACCCACCAAUCGAUGAGGUCAUACUCACUCCAGGUGUGGUCAGCAGGUUUGUGGAGUUCCUGAAGAGGAGCGACAACUGCACCCUGCAGUUUGAAGCUGCCUGGGCCCUGACCAACAUCGCUUCGGGGACGUUUCUGCACACCAAGGUGGUGAUUGAGACAGGAGCUGUGCCCAUCUUCAUCGAGCUGCUCAACUCUGAGUAUGAAGAUGUGCAGGAGCAGGCUGUGUGGGCACUAGGAAACAUCGCAGGAGACAAUGCAGAGUGUAGAGAUUUUGUCCUGAACUGCGGCAUCCUGCCAUCUCUGCAGCAGUUACUUGCAAAAUCGAAUCGUCUCACAACAACCCGGAAUGCUGUGUGGGCGCUGUCUAAUCUUUGCAGAGGCAAAAACCCUCCCCCAGACUUCUCCAAGGUGUCUCCGUGUUUAAGCGUUUUGUCCAGGCUGCUUUUUAGCAGUGACCCUGAUGUGCUGGCGGACGCGUGCUGGGCCCUCUCAUAUCUGUCAGACGGUCCAAAUGACAAAAUACAGGCCGUCAUUGACUCUGGAGUGUGCAGGAGACUGGUGGAGCUCCUCAUGCACAGUGAUUAUAAGGUGGUGUCUCCUGCACUGAGGGCUGUGGGGAACAUUGUGACGGGAGAUGAUAUUCAGACCCAGGUAAUCCUGAACUGCUCAGCGCUGCCCUGCCUGCUUCACCUGCUCAGCAGCCCUAAAGAGUCCAUUAAGAAGGAAGCGUGCUGGACGGUAUCUAACAUCACAGCUGGAAACAGAGCACAGAUACAGACGGUUAUAGAUGCGAACAUCUUCCCUGUGCUGAUCGAGAUCUUGCAGAAGGCAGAGUUCCGCACCAGAAAGGAGGCAGCAUGGGCAAUAACAAACGCAACCAGCGGGGGCAGUCCGGAGCAGAUCAGGUACCUGGUGUCUCUAAACUGCAUUAAACCGAUGUGCGACCUCCUGACGGUGAUGGACUCCAAGAUUGUGCAGGUUGCUCUGAAUGGCCUGGAGAACAUCCUCAGACUGGGAGAACAGGAGUCCAAACAGAAUGGAACCGGCAUUAACCCGUACUGUGCACUCAUCGAGGAGGCAUACGGUCUAGACAAGAUCGAGUUUCUCCAGAGCCACGAGAACCAGGAGAUUUACCAGAAGGCCUUCGACCUGAUCGAGCAUUACUUCGGCGUGGAGGAGGAGGACGCCAACAUUGCUCCUCAGGUGGACCAGAACCAGGGCCAGUACAUCUUCCAGCAGCCUGAGGGGCCGAUGGAGGGCUUCCAGCUCUAAGCUGGCUUACAGAGUGAAGCUUCAGGUGCUGCUUCCAUCCUGCCUGGAGCUACGGAUUACACACAAACACUCUAUCUCUGUCUCUCUCUCCCUAUGUCUCUCUCUUUUGCUCUCUCUGUCCGUUCUUUUCCUCUCUCUGGAUGGGGAAGGACCGUCUCCAAAGCAGGACCGGAACAUCUGCCAGAGUUGUUUGCAGCUGCUCCUGCAGUGCCCUGUUAUCUGACCCUUAACUUUUCUUUCUUUUAAGUCGGAGAGGAGAGUGGAUGUUUGAUUGAGGAAACUUCCGGAAUCCUGUAGGAUCUUACAGGAAUAUCAACCUGUUGUGACUACCCAGUCUCACAUAGACUUCUAGUGUUUUUUGUUUGACUUUUUUCCCCUCAAAAAUGAGGCAAGAACUGGUUGCUUUUCUGUUGUUUCUCAUUUUCAGAUUAUGAUGAUUGAUUAUUAUUAUUAUUAUUAUUAUUAUUAUUAUUAUUAGAAGACAUUGGCACUGGUGUCCCCAAUAAUAAUAAAAAAAACUCCCUUUCGAAAUGUGAAUCUACCUCUAUAAUCAUCAGCGUUAAAAAGUGUGUGGAAACAGCGCUGACGGUAUAGUUUUCUCCUUCCUUUUCUUUCUUUCUUUCUUUCUUUCUCGAAUACACACUGGUUUUCUGCUGUGUAGCCUGUGGCGCAUUCACAGCCACUCAUUAUUAGUUCCGAACUAAUUUAAUUUGCAUGAGCAAAAGUGUAUUUGUUAUAGUUUGUUUAUUUUAGCCCCUAACACGGCCUGAGCGCUUUCUUUCUCUCUUACACACACACACACACACCUCUGUCUAAUGCUGUGUUUAACAAACGUCUACGAAGAUCUCAGAUCCAGAGACUUGAUAGGCAUGAAACUGCUGCCCCCUAGUGGCUGUUCUCAAGUGUUGGCACUGAUUUUUGUGCUAAUAGACUUUUUAAUGGGAGAAGAGGAGCUGAGCUUAUAUUUAUUUUGUCUGAAGUUUUUUUCUGUGUGUGCGUGCGUGUGUGUGGUGGACAGCUGUAAUCUCACACACUCAACAAAACACCCACCCACCCUGUUACACCGCUGCUCCGACGCGCAUAACCCGGAGAUGAACGCUAUGGCACAUCUUAUUUAAAUAUUGUGGUCAUGUGACCGCUCAAAUGCAGUCUGGUUGGUGUUUCCACCCACAGUCAUGCUUAUUGAUGAACUGUUGGAGAACUUGCAUUAAUUUUUCAUUUUGAAUCUUUUUUUUUUAUUAUUAUUUUUUCUUGAAGUUUCUAUUUUGGGGCUUGAUGUGUUUAUCUAUCUGUUUAAAGAAAAAACUAAACUAAAUAUCAAUCAUGUGUUGGUUUGACUCUAUUUUCAUAUUAAUAUUAUUUAAGGUGGAACGACUUCAGCAAACACUCGGACUGGAAUUUCUAUAUUGACUGAUCAGUGAACACAAAGUUGAUCCAGGACAUUGAAUACUAAUGCUGGACUCUUGACGGAGAUACAAGGCUUUUGUCUCGUUUGUGGUGUUGAACUGUGUUUCUGGUGUUUUCCUCCAGAGGCAUGUUGCCCCGACCCCUUUGCCUCUUCUUUGUAAAUGCCAUAAACACCAGAUAAAUAACUGCCAUCUCCCACCGUUGCUCAUCUGAGACCUUCCCAUCUGCACUCUGAUAUCGUCUCAGGCUUUUUUUUGUUUGUUUGUUUGUUUUUAGUUUGUUCUUUCUUCUCAUUUUUAAGGAAACAUUAAGUACCUUGAGCAUCCCACUGUUUUCAGCAUGCUCUGUGUUGAUAAAAUGGAACCUCAUAUCCAAAUUCAGUUUUAAUGAAUUAAUUGAUUGAUUAACCUGAACUGAGGUAUAAUUUACACAACAAUUGAAAAAAAGAUUGUAAAAGAAGCACAUUUCAAUGGUGUAUAGUUUUCUAAUAUUUCUCAUAUUUGUACAAUGUUUUUCAGGUUUGGGUUGCGCUUCUUUUUUUUUUUCUCUUUCCUCGCUCCCCCCUCCUCAUCGGGGAAAGGGAUUCGUAUUUUUUUGGGGUCUUUCAAAGUCGACAUUGGUACCAACCUGCAGUGUAGAGGAUGUCGUUUUUCUCCUCAAGAAUGUUGAAAUUAUGUACAAUGAUGUAGAACAAAUAAAAUGUUCUGUUACACAAGA
Molecule: messenger RNA, 3855 nt
Organism: Astyanax mexicanus (Mexican tetra)
Lineage: Eukaryota; Metazoa; Chordata; Actinopteri; Characiformes; Acestrorhamphidae
Gene: kpna5
Product: karyopherin alpha 5 (importin alpha 6)
Exons: 14
Coding region: 121-1731 (536 amino acids)
Biological process (GO): NLS-bearing protein import into nucleus
Cellular component (GO): cytoplasm; nucleus; nucleoplasm
Molecular function (GO): protein binding; nuclear import signal receptor activity
Source: RefSeq, a predicted model, not a curated record